This is a messenger RNA of Penicillium mononematosum, 396 nucleotides long. Its product is annotated as resistance to Congo red protein. The transcript is spliced from 3 exons. NCBI's taxonomy places the organism in Eukaryota, Fungi, Ascomycota, Eurotiomycetes, Eurotiales, Aspergillaceae. Bases 1 to 396 code for a protein of 131 amino acids. The record is from RefSeq and is a predicted model, not a curated record.
AUGCCAGUUCUAUACCCUCGAUACUGCUCUGGUUACUAUCAGGGUAAUGACUGCUAUUCUACCUGGGACUCUUGGGGUCGCUGGGUAGCGUUCGCCGUGAUCGUCGGUGUAGCCUUCCUACUUUUCUUCAGUUUCGCGAACCGGGUGGAUGGCUCCUCCCCCGGACCUCCUCCGCCAAACCAACCUAUCUAUCAACAACCUCCCUACGGCGACCCUUACUACCAGCAAAAUGCGCCCCCUCAAUACAGCCCGAACCCUCAGCACCACGGCUACUUUGGUGCGCAAAACGCAUCACCACAGCAGCAAGGCAUCGAGUUGCAGCAGCCUCCGAAUGCGUACGGUACCAACGGAUAUGCGCCGCCACCUGGCCCACCGCCCAAUGGCCGCAAGGACUAA